AUGCGUCCCUGUGACUUUGCACUCCUGUCUUGUGCUGCUUUCGCUAAUGUGGUCUCUGAAUAUGCGGAAGCAUCCGAUUUCGCGGUGAACAGCAUGGGUGAUAUUCGUGACGGUGAUGAGCAUCACGAUCGCAAUGUUCACUAUCCGUGGGCGACCAAACGAAUCGACUGUGGUGAGAGGAUGAAUGCUGAGCCAGUGCUGGAAGUUGUGCAAGCGCUGAAGUCCGUGGUGAGAAAGGAAGCUCCUUUGGAAGCUAAAAAGCUACACGAAGUCAGUGCACUUGCUCGAGAGAGCACUGGUAUUGUCGACGCCGUUGAAGCAUCGGGGAAAGUGGUGCCCGAGACGAAGACGGGAAACGUGGGCAACUACAUUCCCAAGACAAGUGCGGUGUACGACCACUUGAUGAAAGUUUUUAAUGAGGUCCAAUAUCGGAACAUUCUUCUGACAAAGAUGCUAAACUCCAUUGCUCUUGAUGAACAACUGGAAGUGGAACGACGGCUCGUCUCAUUUAUGGAAAAAUCGGACCCGAUAGAAAAUCCUCUGGAGUCGAUCUUUCCGUUGGUAAAGGAGGAUGCCAAUUUCUUCUCACCAGUGGUCGUCAAACUCCUGAGCGUGCUUACCAAACAACCCCGCGAAUAUACAACUGACGCUAACACCGUCACCGAGGCGCUGCUCGAACGUUUCCGGAACAAUCCUGUCCGAUUUGACAAGGCCAUUAAAGCGGCGGAAGAGAAAAAUCACUUUGAUCCGUUGGUCGUGUCAUCCUGUAAGGCAUGGCUGCUUCGUGAGCACCCUGGUGUCGCAAAACCCGUAGUGGAUUCUCAAUAA
This is a messenger RNA of Hyaloperonospora brassicae, 828 nucleotides long. Lineage: Eukaryota; Oomycota; Peronosporomycetes; Peronosporales; Peronosporaceae. The record is from the annotation of a GenBank genome assembly.